GGCUAAUGAAGCCCCAGUACUCAUGGCUGCUUUCUUACCUGCUGGACCAAGAGGACCAACAACUACCACACUGGCAACAGGCAGUUGGUCACAGAUCGGUACCUUCCAUUGGAGAGAGAGGGAAGGUGUGAAGAGAGGAGCAACAGAGAAGGCAGAGGCAAAGUGGUGCAGCACACAGGAGUCCAUAGUAAACACACAGGCACUACAAGAGGGAUAAGCUUCUUUGACAUGUCUGAACGAUAGUAAAUGCUGGUUGCCGGUGUGCUUUGAAAUGGGAAACACCAAAAGUAGUGCCCUAUCCAAAGAUAUCUUGGAAGACCUCAAAGUGAACACCAAGUACACGGAAGAGGAGCUCACCGUAUGGUACCAGACAUUCUUGAAGGAAUGCCCAAAUGGCCUGGUCUCUGUGGAACAAUUUGAGAAGAUCUAUUCUAACUUUUUCCCAGAUGCAGACCCGAAAGCUUAUGCCAAACAUGUCUUCAGGAGCUUUGACACCAACAAUGAUGGGACCUUGGAUUUUAAGGAAUACAUCAUUGCCCUUCACCUCACCUCCUCUGGAAAGAUUUCCCAGAAGCUUGAGUGGGCUUUCUCUCUCUAUGAUGUGGAUGGCAACGGCACAAUCAACAAAGAAGAAAUACUGGAAAUCGUCAAGGCGAUAUUUAAGAUGAUAACUGAGGAAGAACAGAAGGCCCUGCCAGAGGAUGAGAACACCCCAGAGAAGAGGACUGAAAAGAUCUGGGUGUUUUUUGGCAAGAAAGAAAAUGAUAAAUUAUCGGAAGGCGAGUUUAUUGAAGGCACCCUUGAAAACAAAGAUAUACUCCGAAUGAUACAGUUGGAACCUCAGAACAUCAAAGGAAAGCUAAAGAAGCAAUAG
This is a messenger RNA of Carcharodon carcharias (great white shark), 874 nucleotides long. Its product is annotated as S-modulin-like. Gene Ontology annotation, molecular function: calcium ion binding. The transcript is spliced from 5 exons. NCBI's taxonomy places the organism in Eukaryota, Metazoa, Chordata, Chondrichthyes, Lamniformes, Lamnidae. The record is from RefSeq and is a predicted model, not a curated record. The coding region runs from base 272 to 874 and encodes 200 amino acids.